AUGAAUGAAUUAACCGAAUACGAGCGCGCCCGCGCUGCAAACAUUGCAGCCAACCAGUCCUUGUUGGCACAAAUAGGUAUCAAAGAUGUGCAACAAGAGAUUAGUGCAAGUGCACCUGCGCCAAAGGCAAAGACGAAAAAGGAAAAGCCGGUGCAGCCUCAAAAACGCAAGGCGGAGACUCCGCCCGACAAUACGCCCCGAAGGCAGUCGAGAAGGCUCCGCUCCAGUGGGCUUGUUAUCCCUGAGAACGAAACAAACGCUCAGAGACGGAGAAGAGAGUUUGAGGAAGCAAAGCUACAGAAAGAGGCCGAAGAAGAGGCCGAGCGUUUGGCAGCAGAGGAGCGACUUGCUAAAAUGCCACGACAUCAGGAUCUGGAUUUCGAGGUUUUAGCCGAAGACUUUGAAGAGGAAGAAACCAAAACAUGGGGGGUCUUACAGACUGCCCUCGUCCAGAAGAAACUCAAGCAGCAGGUUGGGAGCUGGGCGCCUGAGGUAUCAGAUGAAAAGAAGAUGGCACAAGAAAAGGACAAUUUAGUGACCGAGCUCAAAAAAUUGACGCUUGUGAGCAGGGCAAAAGUCUGCAAGGAGCGAAUAUAUUCGGCCGCAUACCAUCCCAUCACAACAAAGGACGUGAUAUUUUUCGGCGAUAAAGCAGGUACGAUCGGAAUUUGGGACGCCCGAGCCAAGCUGGACGACCAUGAAGGCGACGCCGAUGAAAAGAUAUCCGCCGAGGAUGGGCAAUAUUGGAGCCUACAGCCUCAUUGGCCUCGAAGCUCCAAAAGCAGCAUAUCGAGUAUUCGCAUCAAUCCUCGUGACGCUCACAGCAUCUUUACUUCCUCCUAUGAUGGAACGAUACGAACCACAGACUUUGUUUCAGGAACCUCAAAGGAGCUCGCAUAUACUGAGGAUUAUCUGCCUUCAAGCGUGGAUGUGGUUCAAAAUGGUUAUGAGCUCUGGAUGUCCGAUUCUGGUGGUGGAAUUCAGCACCUGGAUGUACGGGAGCGAUCUCGAUCCCGGAGAUGGCAGUUGACCGAGAAGGAGAAGAUCGGUUGCGUCUCCGUCAACCCUAUUGCGCCACAUCUCUUGCUGACAGCUUCGAACAACCGAACUAUGCGUAUGUGGGAUGCGAGGUAUCUGAAAAAGGUGGAAUUCACAGUGGAGAAAUCCGAGGACGGGGAUAACGCAGCCCCUGAAAGUAAUUGGGAUGACGUUCAGGAAUAUCUAGGUACCAGGGAUGGUCCAAAGUGUCUAUGGGGCGAGUGGAGGCAUCGACAAAGCGUUAGCUCGGCCUUUUGGGAUAUCUCUGGCCGUAGGAUUGUAUCAACUUCAUACGACGAUACAUUGCGAGUCUGGGAUGUGCGACCUAGUGCCCUUAAACAGGAUGGUCCACUGAAAUCAUUUAGGCCCACUACAGAAAUCAAGCACAACUGUCAAACGGGGAGAUGGGUGACCAUCCUCAGAGCCCGCUGGUCAGAAAAUCCGGAUGCUUACCCGUAUUUUACCAUUGGGAAUAUGGCACAAUCUCUUGACAUCGUGGGUUAUAACGGGGAGAUCCUCGCCAAGUUAGCAAACAAGGAGAAGAUUUCUGCGGUUCAGGCUGUAACAGCGUCCCAUCCCUCAGUUGUGACUCGAGCUGUCAGUGGAAACGCAAGUGGACGAUGUGUUCUGUGGGCACCAGAGGACAUAUGA
Rhizoctonia solani is the source of this 1689-nucleotide messenger RNA. Its product is annotated as WD repeat-containing protein. The coding region runs from base 1 to 1689 and encodes 562 amino acids. The record is from RefSeq and is a predicted model, not a curated record. Gene Ontology annotation, cellular component: nucleus. The transcript is spliced from 12 exons. Gene Ontology annotation, biological process: regulation of DNA damage checkpoint. NCBI's taxonomy places the organism in Eukaryota, Fungi, Basidiomycota, Agaricomycetes, Cantharellales, Ceratobasidiaceae. Gene Ontology annotation, molecular function: DNA binding; protein binding.